CCAGAGCAGUAGAGCUCUCAACUAGACAUGGCGGCGGAUCCUAAGCCGGACUGGCUCUCCUGCCUUCCCUCUUCUUGGAGUUAUGGGGUCACUCGGGAUGGACGCAUAUUCUUCAUCAACGAAGAAGCAAAGAGCACAACCUGGUUGCAUCCUGUUACUGGCGAAGCUGUAAUUACUGGGCACAGAAAAACUCCAGAUUUACCAACAGGAUGGGAGGAAGGAUACACAUUCGAGGGAGCUCGCUGCUUUAUCAAUCACAAUGAGCGAAAGGUGACCUGUAAGCACCCGGUGUCAGGCGUCCCCUCCCAAGACAACUGCAUCUUUGUUGUAAAUGAACAGCCAGCUCCCAAGGCUUCGUCAGAGCAGGACAGCAGCAGUGACAAGAAAGAACGUCCCAUGAGCACCAUGAGCGAGGCAUCAAACUACACGGGUGGCUCCGACUACAGCACCUUCCCCGGCAGCCCGGACACCACCGUCAAUAUUGCCACCGUUACCUCCACUUCAUCCACACGGCCUUCUAGGUCUUCCAAAAAAAUUCACAACUUUGGGAAGAGGUCAAACUCCAUCAAGAGGAACCCCAAUGCCCCGGUGAUCAAGAGCAACUGGCUUUACAAACAGGACAGCACAGGCAUGAAGCUGUGGAAGAAGAGGUGGUUCGUUCUGUGUGACAUGUGCCUCUUCUACUACCGUGAUGAUAAAGAAGAUAGCAUACUGGGAAGCAUCCUGCUGCCAAGCUUUCACGUCUCCAUGUUGUCGGUGGAUGACCACAUUAGCAGGAAAUACGCCUUCAAGGCCACUCACCCCAACAUGCGGACAUAUUAUUUCUGCACUGACACAGCCAAAGAGAUGGAGUCCUGGAUGAAAGUUAUGACGGAUACUGCUCUCGUCCACACUGAACCAGUCAGAAGACUGGACAAGUUGAAAGUGGAUCAGCGGAUACCUCAGGAGUUGAACAACUUACACAACCACAGAGCUCUUACACGGCCCGAGAUCCAGAACAACGAACGGAACCGUGAGCCUUUGAGGCAACACUCUUUAUCUCGAGUCGACGACAAACGCCAAAAAGACCUAGAGAAAAACAACGGCCAAAGGGAGCAGGAGUACUACACCUUACAGAGAGAGGGGGAGAGGUACUCCCUGAAGAAAGACGGCAUGAGCUACAUGCUUCAGAAAGACGGAGAAAGGUAUCUCCUCCAAAAGGAUGGAGAGAAGUACAUGCUGCGAAAAGACGGGGAUAAUUUUUUGCUGCAGAAAGACGGAGACGUGUGUGCAAUUCACAGGGAUCUGGAGAAGUAUGCUGUUCAGCACGUGGAUGGAAGGUGCACUGUGACGGCGACAGAGGACAAAUACGCUCCAUCUAAAGAUGCAGAGAAGUACCUGCUCACGAAGGAUGGAGACAAAUAUGCACUGCAAAAAGUAGGGGAAAGGCACACACUCCAGAAAGAUGGACAGAAAUAUUUUCCCCAGAAGGAGGUUAGGAGACAGCUGUCAUUAAGGGAAACCGAGAGAUACGGCAUAAUGAGGGAGAUGGACAAUAAAUAUGGCACCAUACAAGUAGUGGACAAAUAUGGCACUCUAAAGGAAGUGAAGAAAUACAGUACGCUCCGAGAAGGGGAUAAAUACGCUACUCUCAGAGAUGCAGGGAAGUAUGCUACGGUCCGUGGCGGGGAUAGAUAUGGCUUCCAGAGAGACCUGAGUGCAGAGAGGUCUCUGACUAGAAUCAGCAGCAUCAAAUUGCAGCCCGCUCAGGCCGCCGCUAUCGCAGCCGCAGUGUCCGCAUCUCGCCAGAGCCAGGCCAAUCUCAAUGUCCAAAAUCCUGCGCAGGUCAACGGCUCGGGGUCAACGGCGGGGGACCAGACUGGGGACUGCAGCCCAGCAGAGGUUGACAGCAGCUUGGCCAUGGGUCCGGGGAAGUCCCCUGUUCCAGUCCAGGAGCCAGAGAAGGGCCUGUCUCGGACCAACUCCAUGCAGCAGCUGGAACACUGGGUCCGCACACAAAAGACGAGAGUACUGGACGAUGACACCAGGAGUGUGACAUCCUACCAGACCUUACCAAGGAACAUGCCCAGCCACCGUCCUCAGAUUGUGCCCCGCUACCCAGAGGGCUAUCGCACGCUACCCCGCAACAGCAUGAUGAGACCCGACAGCAUCUGCAGCGUGGCGGGCUCUGUGUAUGACCGGGCCCUCCGUCCUGCCUCCACCACCACCAUCGGCACAGUGGAGAAGAGGAGGUCGAUGAGGGACGACACCAUGUGGCAGCUGUAUGAGUGGCAGCAGAGGCAGGCCUUCUCCAGGCAAAGUCUGGCUCUGCCAACAGCUGGGGGUCAUUAUGGCACCCUGCCCAACACAAAGACCAUGGGUAACAUCUCUGAAUACGCGAUUGCGCACUCCAUCCCCACCUCACCGUCUCAUGGCUCCCUGGCUCUCUACAGCACCUUACCCCCUCCUCGCCAGCAGGUCGCUCACAACCCCAGCAGCUCCCACUCCGAGGUGUCCUCACCCGUCUUCAGGGGAGACGUGACCCUGGACCACUGGCACAGGACACAACUUGCAAAGCACGGCUACCAACCUGACCGGCGAUCCAUUGCAGGCGGCGUCCCUCCUCAGUCCAUCACCCCACAGUCCCUGCAGGGCAAGACACCCGAGGAGCUGACCCUGCUCCUGAUCAAGCUCCGCCGGCAGCAGGCGGAGCUCAACAGCCUGAGGGAACACACAGUAGCUCAGCUAAUGGCCCUGGGUAUGGAGGGGCCCAACGCUAAGACUGAUGUUCUUUCUCAUCACCUCCAGAGGAACCUUAUAUACCUGGACAACCAGACGAAGGAGAAUGAGCCUCUAAUCUUCAUGAUUCACACUAUGAUCGAGAACUCGGCACCGAGGCCGCAACUCUAUCAGCAAAUCACUCCAGACGAAUUCAAAGACAGCUCCUUCACACAGCGCACAGACGAGGCUGACAUAGACACCAAACUGAGCCGACUGUGUGAGCAGGACAAGGCGGUGAGGAUGCAGGAGGAGAAACUGCAGCAGCUACACAGAGAGAAGCACACUCUUGAGACGGCCCUGCUGUCUGCCAGUCAGGAGCUGAGUGAACAGAGCGGCACCAAUGCUGCAGCCUCACAGAGCCUGCUCCAGCAGAGAGACGUGCUGCAGAACGGCCUACUCAGCACCUGCAGAGAGCUGUCCAGAGUCAACACUGAGUUGGAGCGUUCCUGGAGGGAGUAUGACAGGUUGGGGGCAGAUGUCACUCUGGCUAAGUCCAACCUGCUGGAGCAGCUGGAGGCCCUGGGCAGCCCUCAGACAGAGCCUCCAAGCCAGCGGCACAUCCAGAUCCAGAAGGAGCUGUGGAGGAUCCAGGACGUCAUGGAGGCUCUUGCCAAAAAUAAACCCCAGCGGAGCACAGACAGCACUGGCGUACCUGGUUCCAAACCGCUCUCCAGUCAACAGAAGAAUGAGGCAGUGACGCUGCUGCCACUCAGUCCUCUCAAGGAGGGCAACAGCGUGCCCCCCCGCCCGCCCCUCCCCCAGUACUACGACUCAUCAGAGCGCCCCCCUCAUGUGCCCCCCCACCACUCACAUCUCGGCAGCCGCCUGCCCUCCCACACGCACCGCCCCGAGGAUCGCAAGGCCGGAUCCAGGAAUGGAGUACACAGCCAAAAUCCAGACUACCGGCUGUAUAAAAGCGAGCCUGAGCUGACCACCGUGAAGGAGGAAGUAGAUGAGGCUAACGGUGAGGACAAGGACAAGACAGAGACCUCUGCUGAGAGUAAAGACACUGCAGCUUCAAAAGUGCCCCCUUACCCGGUGGGCAUCAUUCCUCCUAGGACCAAAUCUCCCAUGAGUCCUCCCGAGUCCUCCACCAUUGCCUCUUAUGUCACCCUGAGGAAGACCAAGAAGCCUGAAUCCAGAUCAGACCGUCCUAGGAGCGCAGUGGAUCAGACAGGAUUUGGGGAGCGAGAGGUGGGCAGAACGAGGAUGAGUGUGGAGGAGCAGGUGGAGAGGAUGAGGAGAAACCAGCAAGCCUCGUCGCUCCGAGAGAAGAAGAGAGACACCCCUUCCCGUUCGCCCUCUUUCAGCAAAGACAACCCUUUUAUCAUCCAGCAGAGUCGGGUCCAGACAGAGGGGGCCUGUGCAGAUCCUGUGGAACUGGAAGCAGCUCUGCACCAGCUGAAGGUGGCUCACAUGGAGCAGAGCAGGACAGCUGCUGGGACUCACACGGAACCUGCACCACAGGAGGUGCAAAGAGUGAAGGAGGUGAAAAAUGACAAGUGUGAGGAAGUGCAGCAGGACAGGGACGUGACCCUGCAGAGUGUGAAGGAGCCACAGACUGAGGCCAACGGCAUAGACAAUGAGCUGUGUGAAACCCAGAGGGUGGUGAUUCUCGACCUGGGCACAGAGCCUCAGCGUGUGGAGAUUGUAAACCUUCAGCCUUUUGAGGAUGACGAAAGCAGAGAGCAAGAUCUGACCAGCUCGCCAACAAACACCACCACUGAAAACAGUAGCUUUCAGACUCCUGAGCCUGAGACGCCGAGCCCGGAGCCAAGGGAGGAGGAACAAGACGUGAUGCAACAAACCACCAGAGAGGAGAAGCUGGAGAAGAGAUUGGAUUCGUCCAACCAGCUAACAGAAGACGACAAGAAACACAACAACAACAACAACAUGUUGGCUUCGCAGACGUUCACCUUGGUGAGCAGUGACACGUGAGCGAUGUCCGCCUCGACAUCCACACUAGCGUCCCGUAAAGCCCAAAUGUAGCCUGCCUGCACAGAGCAUGCUCCACGGCUUCCUGCGUUUACAACAGGACUAUUUUGAUACUUCUGUUACAUGUCCACAAGGAGACUGAGACUGAGAGGAUGACAGCCCUGCUAACUGACGGACAACAGACCGACGGGCCGCCAUCACUUCCAGACAGAGAGAAAGGCAGAUGUACUGUAUCUUUAGCACCUGUUAGAUUUGUCCAUACUGAUAUGUCCCUGAGCUAAACAAAUUCUAUGGAGUCAGAUUAGUCUCAAAACAUUUCCACAUAAAAAUAAGAUUGUGAAAUGGUAAAGUCAUGGUUGUGUGAAGAAUAAAAUAAGAGAACUUUGAAAACAGAGAGCCUUCACAUGCUGAGUCCACUGUCAGAAAGUGGAGUUUCAGAUGCUGCUAAUUCUGUUUUAGAGAAGAACAUUUAUCACUGAUAAACACAAUACAAGAAUAACACUCAGUUGUCAGUCUUCCCCAUCCUAGGUCAGCCACUGGCUAAAUGUUACCACAGACCCUAGUUAGGUGUCCGUUUUCUGCUUUUCUUUCUUUGUUGUUGGCCAUGCUUUUUUUUGUUGCUAUAAAUAUAUACAAUUAAACCAUUUCACAAUCUU
This is a messenger RNA of Cottoperca gobio, 5351 nucleotides long. Its product is annotated as pleckstrin homology domain-containing family A member 5-like. Gene Ontology annotation, cellular component: cytosol. The transcript is spliced from 31 exons. Gene Ontology annotation, molecular function: phosphatidylinositol-4-phosphate binding; phosphatidylinositol-3,5-bisphosphate binding; protein binding. The coding region runs from base 28 to 4698 and encodes 1556 amino acids. Lineage: Eukaryota; Metazoa; Chordata; Actinopteri; Perciformes; Bovichtidae. The record is from RefSeq and is a predicted model, not a curated record.